UUCGCCCGCUCGCCCCUUCGCCGAGAGCAAAGGCGUUCAGCAAAACAGAACCAUGCAACCGAGGGAUGGCUUGUGUGCGACAGUUUGAAUAUGGAGGCCACGGGGACAGAUGAAGUUGACAAGAUAAAAACGAAAUUCCUAUCUGCUUGGAACAACAUGAAAUACAGUUGGGUCUUGAAAACAAAGACGUAUUUUAGUAGGAAUUCUCCCGUGUUACUGCUGGGAAAAUGUUACCAUUUCACAGCGGAAGAAGGCGACGAAAUCCCCGUCGGCUCCAACCGGGCCCCGGAGGAUCACCUCGUCGUCUCUGGGAACGUCGGCGAGUUUCGGAAAGACUUCAUCUCGCGGAUAUGGCUGACCUACCGGGAAGAGUUCCCCCCGAUUGGGGGUUCGGGCCUGACCACGGACUGCGGCUGGGGCUGCACCCUGAGAACGGGCCAGAUGCUGCUCGCCCAAGGACUCGUCCUGCACUUUCUCGGGCGAGCGUGGACCUGGCCCGACGCACUGGGCGCGGAGAGCUCGGAUUCCGAGUCGUGGACGUCCCAUCCCGUGAAAAAGCUCACGGCCUCGUUCGAGGCCUCGUGGGGCGGCCAGAGGGACCCCAGGGCCCCGUCCGCUCCCCGGGGCGCUUCGCGCGGGACCAGCUGCGUCCGGGACGAAGUGAGAAACGAAGGGGUCCACCGCAAAAUCAUCUCGUGGUUCGGCGACAGCCCCCGGACGUACUUCGGCUUGCACCGGCUGACGGAAUACGGCAGGAAGUCUGGGAAGACAGCCGGAGAUUGGUACGGGCCGGCUGUUGUUGCCCAUAUCCUAAGAAAAGCAGUUGAAGAAGUGCGACACCCUGAUUUGCGAGGAUUAACCGUUUACGUUGCACAAGAUUGCACAGUUUACAAUUUCGAUGUAACCGAUAAGCUGCACGACGCGUCGACGGACUCGGGGAAAACGGGCGACAAAGCCGUCCUCAUCUUAGUGCCCGUUCGGCUGGGAGGGGAGAGGACCAACGUCGACUAUUUAGAAUUCGUAAAGGGAAUUUUAAGCCUUGAAUACUGCGUGGGCAUUAUCGGAGGCAAACCGAAGCAGUCGUAUUACUUCGCGGGAUUUCAAGAUGACAGUUUGAUUUACAUGGAUCCUCAUUACUGCCAAUCUUUUGUAGAUGUCAGCAUAAAGGAUUUCCCUCUUGAGUCAUUCCACUGUCCUUCCCCCAAAAAGAUGUCAUUUCGAAAAAUGGAUCCGAGCUGUACCAUAGGAUUCUACUGCAGAAAUGUCCAGGAUUUUGAACGAGCUUCUGAAGAAAUCACCAAGGUGCUGAAAGCUUCGUCCAAGGAGAAGUAUCCCCUCUUUACGUUCGUAAAGGGUCACUCCAGAGACUACGAUUUCGCCUCCAGCCCCACCCACGAAGAAAACGACCUUUUCCCAGAGGACGACGCGAAAAGGUUAAAGAGAUUCAGCACUGAGGAGUUCGUCUUGCUCUAAGAACGCGUCGCGUUCGGGUGCCGGCCAUUGCCUCAGGAAGCUCCCGCGGACAACGGCAGAGCUCAGAAGGAAAAUAAGCGACGCGGAGACCGGUCUAUUUUCCUAAGGGUUUUAGAGGCGGAUUUAAAAGUGGGCCCAGUCUUCCACACUCCGUGAUUCCCGAAAGGGAAGCGGCCCGGGAAAGCUGUGGGCCAGUGCCAGGCGGGAUGUAGGGCCGGGCCUGCCGUGGCUGGGUGGUGCACUGGUUUUCUCAGGCUCGGGGACUCAUCCAAUAAUAAUAAUAA
This is a messenger RNA of Tachyglossus aculeatus (Australian echidna), 1757 nucleotides long. It is a transcript of the gene ATG4C, whose product is annotated as autophagy related 4C cysteine peptidase. The transcript is spliced from 11 exons. Gene Ontology annotation, molecular function: protein-phosphatidylethanolamide deconjugating activity. The record is from RefSeq and is a predicted model, not a curated record. NCBI's taxonomy places the organism in Eukaryota, Metazoa, Chordata, Mammalia, Monotremata, Tachyglossidae. The coding region runs from base 91 to 1473 and encodes 460 amino acids.